AUGCCCAAGGCUCUGUUAGGGCGGCGGCUAUGCAACUUGGGGGGCCGAAUUAGGCGAAUGAACCUCUUGCAUCUGGCGCCUGUCGCGCACUCAACCAGGGUUUACAUUGGCCUGGCUGUAGACUCUCGAUCAAGGGUGGGUGGGAACAGGGGCCCGGGAUCUGGGAAUUUGAGAGUCUGGGUCUUUGGCACGGCAUGUCGGACUCGGGUAAUCGCUUUCGCCUUUGUGGCCAACUCCCAACUGCUUCAUUUGUCCACCGCCGGCAGAUCCAUCUAUUCCUUGGUAAGAACUAUCUCGAAUCCAGUAAACCAGGGACACGCGGGUCGCUGUAGACUGAGCAUCUGCACCUUCGAUUCCCUUCCGGGACGACUCAAUCGUCUUCUUGUCGGCUCUCUUCAUCUUCUUCAAAACGGUACAUGGCUCUUUCACCUGAUUCGCGUGCAUCCGCGGCAGACGACGCACAUCGGCAACCGGGCCCUCCCGUCAAACAACCGCGCCCACAUCUACCGAGGGGACUUUUGGCACGAUUUCUCGCAAACCGACCAACAACAGCUUGCGAACGUUCGCUUCCAACGGAACGGACAGCACUUGCAGGGCGACUCGAUGGCGCAAAAUUCUAGCUCUGCUCACAACAAGUCUCGGUCCCACGGCCAUGGAGCCAGGUCUGUCGAGGGCACGCCAAAUGAGUAUUACUCUCCGUAUCACUAUCCAAGCGAGACCCCGGCUUUCCAUGCCCGAGAGAGAACAACUUGCAACGAUUACAGUACCUCGUACGACUGGACACAACCACUCACCCAACCUGCAGACUUUGCUGCCGACGACCUUGGAAGCCAUGAAUACCCAGAUGAUGACCUGUUCUACAGCGCAACCCAGUCCGAAGGCGUGCUGCCAAACUUGUUUGACGUCAGUGACACCCACAGACUGUACCAAGCAUAUAAUCUGGAUCAAAGCUUGGGCAUCCCCCUUCAGCCAUCAACAUCAUGCGUCGAUGUUCCGGGAUCGAUGCCCUCCACCACUGCCGAAGGGCUCUUGCCUGCCCAGUAUGGCAGCUCUGGCUUUUGGAUGGACCCAUCCUUCUCAACUGUGUCAUCUUUCCCGCAUCCUGGAGGGUCGUGGGGUUUUGUAAAGAACAACACGGAGGACGAAGUCAAGAUGCUACUGUCGACAAAAUUCGAAAGAGAUGCAGAGGGCAAAAUAUCCGAGUUUACACGCAACGGCAAAGUCGUCAACCUGGCGACUUAUCUUAGGCGCAAAGGUGUGACAGAAUAUGACCUUGUCGACUUUGACACGGCGUCGGAACUGCCCUCGCACAUUCGCGUUCGUACGCCUUCCCCACCCCCAGCACCUGGUUAUUUGCGAUCACCAGACCUCAUACGCGCGCAGGAGAUCCUCGUGAUUAAUAUGAGGAAGGCUUUGAUGCACUGUCAGCAGAAUGAACGCAGUGAUGCCCAUCAGCACGGAUGGGCGUCGCUGCUGUUGUGGGGUGCCGGGUCGAGUCACAUGCUGUUUGAAGCCAGCAAGUUGUUCGAACGACAAAGAAACGACCUGGCCGGCAGUCUCCUCAUGCACGCAUUCCGGCGGUUAGAGGUUGACCUACGGCAGCUUUCCACGCAAGGCAUCAAGGAACUGUUGUUCGGCAUGUCAAAUCGACAUCCCGGCAUGAUGACGGCCUUGUCCAGGUAUCUAGCAGCGUACGCUACCAGGAACUACGAGCGGCUGCACCCGCUCCGGCUAAUCUUCACCAACAUGUACCAAAUAAGACAGAAGCACGGCCCUGCUGCCCUCUCAAGUCUCAUUUGGAAUGCCAUGCCAUCUGUGGCUGAGGAGAUUGAGUCCGCCUAUGGAUCACAGUCGCCACUCGCCGUCAGGACAUGGAUGGAUCUCUCGAUGCUCUACGAUCAUACCAGUACUUAUCGCAUGUCUCACCUGUACGACCAGCUGGGUCACCUGAGCCACAAGUAUGUCAGUUCGACCGAAGACGACAUGGCCUUCCGCUACGUACGCAUCCAACUCUCGGCUUUUGCCGACCAUAACGGCAGCGCCCACCGACAGCAACUUGUGACCACCUGGAAUUACUGCGUUGCAAAUAAGCUCGUGUUUGGUAUCCGUGGCCAGCCAGAUGUCUACUGCUAUCACUCUGUUUUGCAAAUCAAGCCGUGGAUGAAACGUGUCAGGCAGCGAUAUGGCCAGACGCUCAAGAGCACUGAGCUUUUGCUCGGCUGCAAGAUGAUAUGCUGCUUCGCCGAGGAUCCGCAUCCUGUGGAGCACGUCGACGAGACGGAUACACUUGAUGCACACCCUCUGCUUCGUUUGCCGGUAUCUCUGGCAAGCUUGCAGCCGUCAUCUUCUACAGCACCGGCAGGGGCUUGA
This is a messenger RNA of Verticillium alfalfae VaMs.102, 2370 nucleotides long. RefSeq lists its product as hypothetical. Lineage: Eukaryota; Fungi; Ascomycota; Sordariomycetes; Glomerellales; Plectosphaerellaceae. The transcript is spliced from 3 exons. The coding region runs from base 1 to 2370 and encodes 789 amino acids. The record is from RefSeq and is a predicted model, not a curated record.